This is a messenger RNA of Conger conger (European conger), 3272 nucleotides long. RefSeq names its product thioredoxin related transmembrane protein 3b (gene tmx3b). Gene Ontology annotation, cellular component: endoplasmic reticulum. Gene Ontology annotation, molecular function: protein disulfide isomerase activity. NCBI's taxonomy places the organism in Eukaryota, Metazoa, Chordata, Actinopteri, Anguilliformes, Congridae. The transcript has 16 exons. Gene Ontology annotation, biological process: peptidyl-cysteine oxidation. The record is from RefSeq and is a predicted model, not a curated record. The coding region runs from base 47 to 1399 and encodes 450 amino acids.
UGCUUUUACUUUCUGUAUUUCCUGCUUGGUGUUUCCACUCGGAAAGAUGGCAGAAGUGAAAUCCACAUUGGUUUGUGCAGUGAUUUUGUUAAGCUCAGCGGUCUUUGCAUUGGUUGAAGAUCUCGAUGACACGUUUAAGGAUAGCAGGAUGGAUGACGUGUGGCUAGUGGAUUUCUAUGCACCUUGGUGCGGAUACUGCAAGAAGCUGGAGCCUGUGUGGCAGGAAGUGGGGGCAGAGCUGAAGGGAUCUGGAUCACCUGUUCGCGUGGGCAAGAUCGACGCGACUGCCUUCGCUGGUGUUGCCUCAGAGUUUGGAGUGAGGGGCUACCCAACAAUAAAACUAUUAAAGGGGGAGCUAACCUACAACUACAAAGGGCCCAGGACCAAGGAUGACAUCAUUGAGUUUGCCAACAGAGUAGCAGGGCCAGCAGUCCGAUCUCUCCCAAGCAAGCAGAUGUUUGACCAUGUCAUGAGACGACACAACAUACUUUUUGUUUAUGUUGGCCGGGACUCACCCCUCAAGGAGAAGUACAUGGAGGUGGCCUCUGAACUCAUAGUCUACACCUACUUCUUCGCUGCUUCUGAGGAUGUCUUGCCGAAGGAAGUUACAAUACCUGAGCUUCCAGCAGUUGUCGUCUUCAAGGAUGGCGCCUACUUUACUUAUGAUGAAUACCAAGAUUCCUCUCUCUCCAGCUGGAUAAAUAAGGAACGCUUCCUUGGCUAUCUCCAGAUCGAUGGAUUCGUUUUGUACGAACUAGGAGAGACAGGCAAAUUGGUGGCGAUGGCAGUUGUCGAUGAGAAGAACCUGACGGAAGACAGCAUCAGGUUAAAGACGUUGGUUCAGAGAGUGUCAACUGAGUACAGAGAUCAUUUUACCAGGGACAUUCAGUUCGGCCACAUGGAUGGUAAUGACUACAUCAACGGCCUCAUUAUGGGUGAAGUUGCAGUGCCCUCCUUCAUCAUUUUGAACACAUCCAAUGAGCAGUACUUCCUGCCCAGUGGGCCGUUGGAGACUAUGGAUCAGCUGCUCAGCUUCAUCAACAGUGUGCUGGAUGGAACUGCUCAGGCCCAGGGAGGGGACAGCAUAUUUCAGCGUGUCAGAAGACUGGCUUACGACGCAAAAUCCACAGUGAUGUCGGUGUUCCAGACCUCCCCGGUGCUGGGCUGCUUCCUGUUCGGCCUCCCGCUGGGCGUGAUCAGCCUCAUGUGCUACGGCAUCUGCACGGCCGAGACGGACGAUGGCGCUGAAGACCUGGAGCCGCUCAAGAGGGAGGGCCUGACGGACGAGGAGGAUGAUGACGAAGGCCAGAGGCAGCCCAUGGAGCUGGAGGGCCCGGGGGGCGAGGGCGAGGGCGAGCCGCAGGAGGAGAAGUCCCUCGUUGACAAGAAAGCCGAUUAACGCAGGAGUUCGCUGUUAGAACGGGCUUAAAUUCAGUAACGUGACUUCAAAAUAUCAGUGCUUUCCCAGUUCCCCCCCCCCCCCCCCCCCCCCUGUAGUCUCUUCCCCAACCCCUACCCAACCCCCUCGUUCAGUUUAGCUUUUUAUUUCCUUAACUUUUACUUUGGGAUCGGUUAUAUCAUUAACCAGGCAGGGCCGAGCUGACUGCCACCUCAUGGCCACGAGGAGGAAAAGGAAGCAACGAAAAUGAGGAACAGGCUUUGAGAAAGAGUAGGACUCUCUCUGAGGAGCUCGUUCCUAGUCGUGCUUCACCGUGAUCUGUGGGGUCUUUGUUGGAGUUUCCACUGGAGAGCAUUGCAGCUAGCGAAGGUCCCAGAUCGCACCAUUUAUUCCGAGCAGAGGUGUCUUCAGGAAGUGCUUCACCUUUGAAUUAAUGAAGCUUCCUCGCAGGGUGUUUGACACUCCACCCGGGUCCUGCUGAGUUGCUAUUUUAUUGUCCUCGUGGAAUCCGAAGAAUUCUCUGGCUGAAGAUCAGGGCUAUAUUUCGAUAUAGACGCCUUGUGAAAGCGGUUAUUGUGUGAAGCUCUCAAGGCCAAACAACGUAAUCUGUGGUCACGGUUGUAUUUUGUAAUUGUAUUUUUAUUUAUUUGUAUUAUUAUUUUUGUCAGUCAGGCCUAGUUGAAUAUUGUGUUAAGUCACCCAUGCAGAAACUAUGUUCUAUUUAUUUUUCUUGGAAGCUAAUGAAUCAAACGCUUAAAAAUACUGAGGCAGCCAGUUACAAACAGGAAGGCUUUUGUAAGGGUUUAGUACAGUGUCUGCAAAUGAUUUCUGCUGUAGUUUGCAGGGGUUCCAGGUUAUGAGGACCAACCCAAGAUGACUGAGGAUGAUGAAAAUAUAAAACAAAUUAAACUUUCCCAGGUUACAAAAUGCACUGAAUUCCAAGGCCAAGUUGCUGCAUACAAGUUUGAGUUGUAGGUUAUUAUAAGUACUACUUUAUAAAAACAAAAAGGAAAAAUAGCAAGCACAUUGCAAUAAAUAUAUUGCACAAAUAUUUCGUAUCGUUGCUGGUUUUCUGAAUCUCAUUCUGUGGUUCUUGCGUAAUAAAAUAAUUUUUGGAUAAAAGACUGUUAGUCAAUUAACUACCAGACAGUGUUUGCAGUUAAUCAAACUGAUGAAUACCUAUUUUCAACUGUGAAAGCCUUGCAUCUGGACAUUGUAGUGUCCUGCCUUUGGCUUAUGGCAAACCUACUUUUCAGUAUGAAAAAUAAUAUUGGCAGUUUAUAAGUUUGAAAUAAAGGUUAUCCUUGUUCCCCUGUUACAUAGACCAAUUUGUCCAGCAAACACAAGGCUAAUAUUUUUCCUCUUGACAUCCCUCCUCAGCAUAUUCUCACCUUCCCUUAUCUCUCAUUUUUGCUGACUUCUCUGUUGCUUUUACUCUCCUACCGUCACUGUCCCUACGGAAAGAAAAAAACUUUUUCCACUGUAACAAAUUUAUCGAGCGCUAGGCAUUUUAUUUCCUUUCAAUUUAUUUGGUUUUACCUUGGGCAUGUCAGGUCUUUUGUGUCUAGUGCCUUGAAUGUCUCCGUCUGACCUUUAGAAUUGGAAAAGACAAGAGAAACUGAGUUGGGAGUUUUGGAUACACUGAAUUUAAAUGACUUGGCAAGUUCUCGUUUGCGCUGCUUUCCAAUGGCUGAUAUCACAGAUGGUGAUAUCUCAAGCAUUUACUGUUAAGACAGGAAGUUGACUACCACAGAUACAUUCCUAUCACAGAAAAUGAAGUUCAUUUUAAUUUGAUUUGUUCAUCAAAAUUCAUCAUGAAUUUUAUUUGUUCAUCAUAUUUGUUUUGGUUUCAAUAAAGAAUAAUCAGUGUGAA